Messenger RNA from Arvicanthis niloticus (Nile rat), 3878 nucleotides. Lineage: Eukaryota; Metazoa; Chordata; Mammalia; Rodentia; Muridae. The record is from RefSeq and is a predicted model, not a curated record.
UAAAAAGCCAUAAAUUUAUUGUAAAUCCAUUAAGUACCAGAAUGUCACUCAUACAGAACAGAUCAGUGAUCCUGUGGUGGGUUUUUUUUUUUUUUGCUUCUCAACAUUUGCACCCCUGAUUGUUGACAUACUGAAAUGGGUAUACAUUUUCUUGUCUCAUGCAGUAUACAGAUUGAACUUAAGAGUAGAUCCCUCAGAAAUCAGUUAUAAAUAUUAAAUCGUCUUGAACAUUCGUAGUACAAAAUAACUUGUAAAGUGCUGAAGUCACAUACAUCUGCAAACCUGCCCACGAGCCUGAAGUAUUUCUCGGGGACAGCCCCACAGAGCUUGGCUACAUCCAUCCGGUUUCAGGUGUUUCUGCUUUUCUGGACAGACAACGUCUUCCAGUCACUCACCCUCCCCAAAGUUUUACAGAUUGUCCUAUUUCUAUGGCUGAUAAGAUGCUGUAUUAAAUGUGGCAGGUGGUGACAAGCCACACCCCCUCCAUCUCAGUGCAGAGAAAAGAUUCAAGCUUGUGUGUACUUGUAACCAGACUAGGCUUGUUCUACGUUUCCCCCUGAGUGGUCCUUAACAGUAAAGAUGAGGAAGGGCAGAGCAGCAAAGCAUCGGUCACCCUGUCUGUGAGAUGCCUUCAAACAGGUGAGGAAGCACCCCCUCUCCCCAUCCUUACACUGCCCCCUUUACAGAGAUCUGCUAGAAUGCAGAACACUAUACACAAGUGUAGUGUAACUCUCCAACAGCAGUGACCAGGUACCUGGUACCCAUGGCAACUUAGGGCAAUCAAGUUCUACAGAAGAUGUAAAUUGCAACUUGUAACUCAGUGAUGGUGAUGUCUGCGUUUCUCCCAUUUCAGACGAAAUGAAGAAAUGCUUCAACAACAGAGUCACAGAUUGAAUAACAACAACAACAACAACAACAAAACCACUGGAAAUGUUCCAACAAUUCAAUGAAAUAUAAUUCUGAUCGAAGAAGAUCCUCAAGUAUUCUUAGCUGAUAGUGUAGACGCUGAGGCGAUUUGCCGUCUCUUAUUCCCCACCCCCAUUUAAAUAGCACAAUGUUGCCUUUAACAACACCAGAAGAAUUGCUACAACUUGGGCUGUGGAGAACUGACAUUAUGAGACCAGAAAAGCUCUCCGAAGCAUUUAUAGAACUACAGAACAGAGGGGGAAGAAACUGUUGAGCCAGUUAAACACUCGAAGAAGAAGGAAAACAUCUGUUGGCAUGGAAAAGUGAUUAUUUUCCCAAGCUACCGAGUAAAACACAACAGUCCUGGCUGUUUCAACUCGGGUUUCUUGUCAGAUUUUGUUCUUUCAGGAAACCUUACAGAAACCUCCACCAUCUGGAACUCAGAAACUCAUUUGGGAGCUGACUGUGGCUUCUAGAACAUCCAGGUGUUCUGCAGAUGUGAGAAUGUAUCCCGAGGUCACCAGAUGAAGUCCUAAAUAGAUGCAAGGCAAGGCUUGUGUGGCGGCCUUAGCCACCCUGAGUGCAAAGGGUCACUUCUUUGCUAAGUGGCCAAGAGUGGUUAUUGACACUGAUGUCUGAAUGUUGCACCCGGACAGUCAUCUGAUUAAGCUGAGAUGAGAAGACAUCUUGAGAAGGCCAACCCAACUUAGGGGUGACACAUUCCUGAUUCUCUUGGAUUAGGAUUCCAUAUGGGGACCUUGUUUCUGUAGCCCCUGUUAUCCCCAUAGCCAUUACUAACUAACACCAGUGUGCUUUUGACAACCAGACUCCUUGGUGACUUCCUGCACUGAAGGUGAACAAAGAGAAAACUCUCUGAGAGAUUCAUAGUGGUGGUCGGUUAUCACUUUACCGAGACAACGGGAGCCUUUGUGUCCUACCAUGGGCUGGCUCUUCCUAAAGGUUGUGUUGGUUGGCAUGUCUUUCUCUGGAUUCCUCUACCCUCUUGUGGAUUUCUCUAUCAGUGGGAAAACAAGAGCCCUCAAACCAAACAUGGUGAUCAUUUUGGCUGAUGACAUGGGAUGGGGUGAUCUGGGAGCAAACUGGGCAGAAACAAAGGAUACCACCAAUCUUGACAAGAUGGCUUCCGAAGGAAUGAGGUUUGUAGACUUCCACGCAGCUGCUUCUACCUGCUCCCCGUCCCGAGCCUCCUUGCUUACUGGCCGGCUGGGUCUGCGGAACGGAGUCACGCACAACUUUGCAGUCACCUCUGUAGGGGGGCUCCCACUCAACGAGACCACGUUGGCAGAGGUGCUGCGACAGGCUGGUUACGUCACUGCCAUGAUAGGCAAGUGGCAUCUUGGGCAUCAUGGCUCUUAUCACCCCAAUUUCCGUGGCUUCGAUUACUACUUUGGAAUUCCAUAUAGCAAUGAUAUGGGCUGUACCGAUGCCCCAGGCUUCAACUACCCACCUUGUCCAGCAUGUCCGCAGAGUGAUGGCCUAUGGAGGAGCCCCGAGAGAGACUGUUACACAGACGUGGCCCUUCCUCUCUAUGAAAACCUGAACAUCGUAGAGCAGCCAGUGAACCUGAGCAGCCUUGCACAGAAGUAUGCAGAAAAGGCAGUGGAAUUCAUUGAGCAGGCAAGCACCAGUGGAAGACCCUUCCUGCUCUACGUGGGCCUGGCCCACAUGCAUGUGCCUUUGUCUGUAACUCUACCAUUGGCACACCCACAGAACCAAAGGCUGUACCGUGCAAGUCUCUGGGAGAUGGACAGUCUGGUAGGGCAGAUCAAGAACAAAGUUGACCACGUGGCGAAAGAAAACACACUCCUCUGGUUUACAGGAGACAAUGGCCCAUGGGCUCAGAAGUGUGAGCUGGCAGGCAGCGUGGGUCCCUUCAUCGGAUUGUGGCAAACCCAUCAAGGGGGAAGUCCAGCUAAGCAGACCACCUGGGAAGGUGGGCAUCGGGUCCCAGCACUGGCUUACUGGCCUGGCAGAGUUCCAGCCAAUGUCACUAGCACCGCCUUGUUAAGCUUGCUUGACAUCUUCCCCACUGUGAUAGCUCUGACAGGAGCUAGCUUGCCCCCAAAUCGGAAGUUUGAUGGACUGGAUGCCUCUGAGGUGCUCUUUGGCAAGUCACAGACGGGGCACAGGGUACUGUUCCACCCCAACAGUGGGGCUGCUGGAGAGUAUGGCGCCCUGCAGACUGUCCGCCUGGACCAUUACAAGGCCUUCUACAUUACUGGUGGAGCCAAAGCUUGUGACGGGAGUGUGGGUCCUGAGCAGCACCACGUCCCCCCUCUCAUUUUCAACCUAGAAGAUGAUGUUGCUGAGGCCGUGCCUCUACAGAAGGGAAGCCCCGAGUACCAGGAGGUGCUGCCGAAGGUCACCAGGGUUCUUGCAGAUGUCCUCCAAGACAUUGCUGAUGACAACAGCUCCCGAGCAGACUAUACUCAGGAUCCUUCAGUGACUCCAUGCUGUAACCCUUAUCAAAUUACCUGCCGUUGCCAACCGGUCUGAUAGGUUUUUUUUUUUUUUUUUUUUUUUUGUUUUUAAUCCCGCAUGAGAAAUACUCUCUCUGGAAAUUUUAGGCAGGUGGGUUUACUUCCAAAUUUCAGUUUGGUCAUGGACGUCUAUUUAGAAAGGAAGUUGCGGCAUUUGGUUAGGAAGCUCCAGCGUUAGCUCUCUCUGUGUGGACUGUCUUCUCUGCAUGCCGGCUUGAGAAGCACUGAGCACUGGAAGAAUGGACACAGGUAUAGGUCAGCACUAGGGGGCUAUGGAGUCACCGCCUAGGUCCAAGCCCUAGGUUUUAAGCUUGGGCAGUGACUUAAAUCUCAAUUGCAAGUUGAUUUUGAAGGUUAACGUAACACAUGAGGCUGCGUGCGUUUCCCUGACACCAGGCAGAACCUCAAUAUUUUAGUUUCUAUCUUGUGCCCCCAGUUUCAGUAGCCAUUUCAGCAUAAACUUCUUAUCUG